AUGUCUGCCGUUGCUGAGCCCACAACCCAGACGUCCUCCGUCGAGUCGUCUCCUCGGUUGAACGCCGUCGACGCUGCAAAGCUCGAUCGCACCGAAGUCGAGUCCGGAUACGGUUCCGCCACAGAUGCCUCAUCGACGUCGUCGUCCAUCCCCGCGCUCCCCUUGAUCUCCCUCACCCAACCCCACCUGAAGCACCUCAACGACCAGCUCGAGAACAUGCACCCCCUCGACAUCCUUCGCUUCUCAAAGAUUAUGUUCCCCAACCUCUUCCAGUCGACGGCCUUUGGUCUCACUGGCCUCGUCACCCUCGACAUGCUCUCCAAGAUCCAAAAGGAGAACCCCUCCGCCGCUAACGUCGACCUCAUCUUCCUCGACACCCUCUACCACUUCAAGGAGACCCACACCCUCGUCGACCGCAUCCAGGAGCGCUACCCCAACGUCGCCCUUCACAUCUUCAAGCCCUACGGCGUCGCCUCCACCGAGGAAUUCGAGGCCAUGUACGGCCCCAAGCUGUGGGAGACCGAGGCCGAGAUGUACGACUGGAUCGCAAAGGUCGAGCCCCUCCAGCGCGCCUACCAGGAGCUCGGCGUCGCCGCCAUCCUCACCGGUCGCCGCCGCUCCCAGGGCGGCGCCCGCGACAAGAUGCCCGUCAUCGAGGUCGACGACGAGCGCGGCGUCAUCAAGAUCAACCCCAUGGCCAGCUGGUCCUUCAAGCAGGUCCAGGAGUACAUCAAGACCCACAACGUCCCCUACAACGACCUUCUCGACCAGGGGUACAAGUCCGUCGGCGACUGGCACUCCACCGUCCCCGUCAAGGAGGGCGAGGACGAGCGCGCCGGCCGCUGGAAGGGCCAGCAGAAGACCGAGUGCGGCAUCCACAACAAGAAGUCGCGCUACGCGCAGUACCUCGAGGAGAUGGAGCGCAAGGCCGUCGAGGCCAAGGGCGCCGCUCCUGCGUCGUCGACUGAGGCGGCAGAGAAGGGCGAGGCGGCCAUCGCUCCUGUCGUCAAGGCCGAGAAGGAGGAGCAGGCUAUCGCGUCGAUCUAG
Messenger RNA from Colletotrichum godetiae, 1047 nucleotides. RefSeq names its product phosphoadenosine phosphosulfate reductase. NCBI's taxonomy places the organism in Eukaryota, Fungi, Ascomycota, Sordariomycetes, Glomerellales, Glomerellaceae. The transcript has a single exon. The record is from RefSeq and is a predicted model, not a curated record. The coding region runs from base 1 to 1047 and encodes 348 amino acids. Gene Ontology annotation, molecular function: phosphoadenylyl-sulfate reductase (thioredoxin) activity. Gene Ontology annotation, cellular component: cytoplasm.